UGGGUGGACAGAUGUACAAAAAAGGCCACUUAUCAAUUUUAUGGCUACAUCACAGAAAUGGUCAAUUUUUAUCAAAUCCAUUGAUGGUACCAAAGAGUACAAAGACAAGCACUUCAUUGCUGACUUGUUUUUAAAGGUCGUUGGUGAGGUUGGGCCUCAACAUGUUGUCCAAAUUAUUACUGAUAAUGCGUCUGUUAUGAAGGCUGCAGGAUCUAUUGUUGAAGCCGAAUAUCCUCAUAUAUUUUGGUCACCUUGUGUUGUGCAUACUCUCAAUUUGGCUUUGAAGAAUAUAUGUGCACCUAAGUACUCUUUGCAGAAUGAGGAUGCGUAUAAUGAAUGUAACUGGAUUGCACAAGUUUCAGAUGAGGCAACUUUCAUUCGUAUUUUCAUCACAAAUCAUUCUAUGAGAUUAGCAAUUUUUAAUUCAUAUUCUCCUUUGAAGUUACUUGUUGUUGCUGAAACACGAUUUGCUUCAAUAAUUAUCAUGCUUAAAAGAUUGUUUCAAGUAAAACAAAAUCUUCGAAAUAUGGUUGUUAGUGAGGAAUGGAUGUCAUAUAGAGAAGAUGAUGUAGGAAAAGCUCAAACUGUGAGGGAUUAUAUUUUGAAUGAUUUGUGGUGGGACAAGGUUGCAUACAUUCUAAGAUUCACAGAACCUAUUUAUGAGAUGCUUCGAGUGGCUGACACGGAUGCACCUAUUCUCCAUAAGGUGUAUGAAAUGUGGGAUUCCAUGAUAGAAAAUGUGAAGAAAGAAAUAUACCAACAUGAAGGCAAGGAAGACUAUGAGGAGUCUCCAUUCUAUGAUGUGGUACACAAUAUACUUAUUGAACGGUGGACUAAAAAUUGCACACCACUUCAUUGCCUAGCCCACUCCUUGAAUCCAAAGUAUUAUACUAUUAAAUGGAUUGAGGAAGUUAGAGGCCGUGUUGCACCAUAUAAGGAUGCUGAAAUUUCAGUGGAGAGAAACAAGUGCCUCAAAAGGAUCUUUCCUGAUCCUGAUGAUAGGCAAAAAGUUAAUGUGGAGUUUGGUUUGUUUAACUCAUUACAGGCUUAUGAUGAGGAUAACAUGGAGGAUAGGUGGAGCUACAAUCCAAUGCUUUGGUAGUCAACUUAUGGGUCUACUUUACCACUACUUCAAACUUUAGCUCUAAAACUUCUUGAACAGCCUUGCUCAUCAUCAUGUGCUGAGAGGAAUUGGAGUACCUAUGGCUUCAUCCAUUCUAUGAGGAGGAAUAGAAUUACUCCUAAACGUGCUGAAGAUUUAGUGUUUGUUCAUUCUAAUCUUCGACUUCUUUCAAGGAGGAGGCCCGAGUACAAUAGUGAAGAAUCUAAAAAGUGGGACAUUGGUGGAGAUAAUUGGGAUGAACCAUUUGGAGGACCUGGGUUGCUUGAGAUUGCUUAUCUCACACUAGAUGAGCCAGAGAUGGAGACAAGUAUUGUUGAGAAUAAUGAUUAUGUUGAUGAUGAUGAUGUUGUUGUUCUUUGAUAAUCUUGUAGUUUAAAACUUGUUAUCUUUUUAUGUUUUUAGUUUGAUGUUGAACUUG
This is a messenger RNA of Quercus robur (English oak), 1541 nucleotides long. RefSeq lists its product as uncharacterized. The record is from RefSeq and is a predicted model, not a curated record. Bases 41 to 1102 code for a protein of 353 amino acids. The transcript has 2 exons. Lineage: Eukaryota; Viridiplantae; Streptophyta; Magnoliopsida; Fagales; Fagaceae.